Acanthosepion pharaonis is the source of this 501-nucleotide messenger RNA. NCBI's taxonomy places the organism in Eukaryota, Metazoa, Mollusca, Cephalopoda, Sepiida, Sepiidae. The record is from the annotation of a GenBank genome assembly.
AUGCUGUCUUUUUCUCAUGAAAGCCUUGAUUUGAUUGAUUAUGUCCAUGAAUUUGUUUAUCUCGUUACUCUCAUAAUUUCAACUGGUUUCUUAUUAUCUUCUGCUGUUCGUUUUUUUUUUCUUCUCCAUCAUUCAUUUCCUCCCCGCAAGUCCGAGACGGUAAAGUUACCGCCUAAUGAAAGAGCAUAUUGCACAUCUAUCUGUCUGUUAAUUAAUCUAUCUAUCUAUCUAUCUAUCUAUCUAUCUAUCUAUCUAUCUAUCUAUCUAUCCAAUGAAACAUUGACUCUAUCGAAAAAGAGAAAUUCUUUCUUUAUGAAUAAUUUUCUUGUUCGUUCUGUAGGAUCCUCUCUUGAAGAAGACUUAGCCCCCUUAAUUGCCCCUCUUUUAUAUACACCCCCUUCUUUCUACUUUUUGUCGAACCCUUACGGUAUCUAUAUCUCUACGUCUUAUUUCCUAUCUUUCAGUUGUUCCUCUUUAUUAUUUAUUUGUAUGCUCGGAUAG